Molecule: messenger RNA, 3204 nt
Organism: Sporisorium graminicola
Lineage: Eukaryota; Fungi; Basidiomycota; Ustilaginomycetes; Ustilaginales; Ustilaginaceae
Exons: 1
Coding region: 1-3204 (1067 amino acids)
Biological process (GO): formation of cytoplasmic translation initiation complex; translation reinitiation
Cellular component (GO): eukaryotic translation initiation factor 3 complex, eIF3e; eukaryotic translation initiation factor 3 complex, eIF3m; multi-eIF complex
Molecular function (GO): translation initiation factor activity; mRNA binding
Source: RefSeq, a predicted model, not a curated record
AUGCCUCCCUUCGCCAAACCUGAAACCGUCCUCAAACGGUCCGAGGAACUCAUCAAUGUCGGUCAGCACCAGGCCGCCUUGGCCGCUCUCAACGAGAUCUUCACCUCUCGCCGAUUCAAGCAGACUCCCCUCCAGUCGCUCGAGCCCAUCAUGAUCCGCUUCGUCGAUCUCUGUGUCGAUCUGAAAAAGGGCAGGAUGGCCAAGGAAGGUCUCAUGCAGUACAAGAACGUAUCGCAAAACACCAACGCCCAGUCUAUCGAACUCGUCAUCAAGCACUUUAUCAAGCUUGCCGAUGCCAAGGUCGUCGAGGCUCAGUCUAAAGCCGAUGCCGCUGUCGGUGAGGUCGACGUCGACGAUCUCGAGGAGUCCGAGACCCCCGAGAGUAUGCUCCUCGGCUCCGUCAGCGCCGACCAGAGCAAGGACCGUACCGACCGCGUUCUUGUCACUCCUUGGCUCAAGUUCCUCUGGGAGGCUUACCGCACCGCUCUCGACAUUCUUCGCAACAAUGCUCGUCUCGAGGUGCCUUACCAGCAGAUCGCCAACCAGGCGCUCAAGUUUUGCUUGCAGUACGAGCGCAAGACCGAGUUCCGUCGUCUUUGCGAAGUGCUCCGACAGCAUCUUCAGAACGUCGCCCGCUACUCGCACCACGCCCACGCCAUCAACCUCACCGACCAGGACACUCUCCAGCGUCAUCUUGACACCCGUUUCGCCCAACUCAACUCUGCCGUCGAGCUUGAGCUCUGGCAAGAGGCUUUCCGCUCCGUCGAGGACAUCCACAACCUCCUCACCAUGGCGAAGAAAGCUCCUCGCCCUGCCAUGAUGGCCAACUACUACGAGAAGCUCGCUCGUAUCUUUAUGGUCUCGGACAACAACCUCUUCCACGCCGCCGCCUGGAACCGAUACUACGCCCUCGCCCGUUCCAUCGCCAAGUCUGACGAGGAGCACACCCGCAUGGCUUCGUACGUCCUCAUCAGUGCCCUUGCAGUGCCCGUGAUUUCCUCCAACGCUCCCGGCACCGGCAACCUCAACAAGACCAAGUCCGACUUCCUUCAGGGUGACCAGGAGGGUCGAAGCCGCACGGGUCGUCUCACUUCGCUCCUGGGACUCAGCCGCACCCCGACGCGUGCCGGCCUGCUCAAGGAAGCGCUCAACCGCGACAUCCUCAAGAAGGCACGCCCCGAACUGCGUGAGCUCUACAACAUCCUCGAGGUCGAGUUCCACCCUCUUUCGAUUUGCGCCAAGAUUGAGCCCAUCCUUGCCUCCAUCUCCCAGGACCCCGAGAUGGCCAAGUACGUCGAGCCGCUCCACUCGGUCGUCCUGACACGUCUCUUCCAGCAGCUCAGCCAGGUCUACGAUGCUGUCAAGCUCUCCAAGGUCAUGCAGCUCGUCUCUGCUUUCAAGGCUCCUCACAGCUACACCCCCGCUGAAAUCGAGAAGUUCUGCUUGAACGCUUGCAAGAAGGGUCACCUUAACAUUCGCAUCGACCACGUGGCUCAGGCCAUCACGUUCCAGGAUGACGUCUUCUCCACCGAUGCUCACCCCGCUGCUUCCACCUCGUCUGAGGCCGACAAUGUCCGAUUGCAAGCUACUCCGUCCGAGUUGGUUCGCACGCAGCUCAGCCGUCUGGCGACGUGCCUUGACACUACGCUUAAGACCAUCGACCCCAGCAUCCUCGCGAAUGCCGAGGCUGCCAAGCGCGACGUGUUUGCCCGUGCCAUUGCUGCUGCCGAGGAUGAGCACAAGGCUGCCAUCGCACGCAAGGCCAUCUUGGCCCGUCGCAAGGAACUGCUCGAGGAGAUGGCUACACGCAAGGAGCGCGAAGAGGCUGCUGCCCGCGCCGAGCGUGCCCGUGCCGCUGCCGAGGCCGAGCAGAAGCGUAUCGCCGAGGAAGCCAAGAAGCGCGAGCAGGACCGCAUCAACAAGGAGCUCGAGGCAGUGCGCAUCGAGGAAGCUAAAAAGAUGGCCAAGUCGCUCCAGGAGCGCGGUGGUCUCAAGCUUAGCGAGGAGGAGCUGGCCAACAUGGAUACCAACAAGCUGGUGCAGAUGCAGGUCGAGCAAAUCGAAAAGGAGAAGAAGGAGUUGACUGAGCGUUUGCGUCUGAUCCACCGCAAGAUGGACCACCUGGAGCGUGCCUACCGUCGCGAAGAGGCUCCAUUGCUGUCAGCUGACUACGAGCGACAGAAGGAGGAGGAUCUCAAGUACCACAAAGCGGCACGCAUCACGCUGCUGCAGACUUCCAAGGAAAAGCACGCUGCCGACUUGGAGAUCAAGAAGCGUCUCACCAGGAUUCUUCCGGAUUAUCAGCAGUUGCGUUCGAUCAUCGAGGACAAGCGACGUGGCGAAUUUGAGGAGCGAAGGAGGAAGGCGACCGAGCAGAUCGAAUUGGAGAAGGAGAAGCGCCGUCAGCAGGUUCGCGAGGAGAGGCGACGCGAGCGACAGGAAGCCGAGGAAGCCGAGCUUCGUCGUGCGCAGGAAGAGGAGGAGGCGCGCGUUCGUGCUGAAGAGGAGGAGCGUCUCGCGGAGCAGCGUCGUGUCGAAGAUGCUCAGCGUACUGAGCUCGAGGCCAAGAAGCGCGCCGAGAUCGAGGAGCGCAUGGCCAAGUUGCAGGCUACUGCCGACAAGCAGCGACAGCGUGAAGAGGAGGCUGAGGCCAACCGCCGUGCUCGUGCUGCUGGUGGGGCUGCGCCUACUGCUCCUGCAGCUCGACAGGACUCGCCCUCCGCCGCUGCCGGCGGUGAAAGUGGAUGGCGCCGUGCUGGUGGAAGCCCCGCCCCCGCCGCCGCUGCUCCUGCUCAAGCCGAGUCGCAGCGUCCUUCCAUCUUUGGCGCUGCCCGUGCCGGUGCCGGUGCCGGUGGAGGAUGGCGUGAACGCGAGGCUGCCAGGGCGGCUACUGGAGGCGACUCUGCUGCUGCCCCUAAGGCCACUCCUGCUGCUGCCCCCGCCGGUGCUCCUGCUUCCUCGGGCGCUUACCGACCCGGUAUGCUGCGGGGUGCGGCUGCUGCCGGUACCGGUGGCAGCUGGCGUGAGCGUGAGGCGGCUAAGAAGGCUGCUGGCGGAAGCCCUGCUGGCGGAAGCCCUGCCCCCGCUUCCCCUGCUGCUCCUGCUGCUGCUUCCCCGGCUGCUGCUCCGGCUACUGCCGCUGACAACGACGGCUUCACCGAGGUCAAGAAGAGCGUCUACCGUCCUCCCGGUCGUCGUGCCUAA